AUGGAGGCAAACAGGAGUUUUGGGUUUGAGAACUGGAGUGAAUGCGGUGUUCUUUGGGACUUACCAACAGGAAUGCCGCCUCAUUCGAAUAUCACUAUCCCCGCAUGGAAAUUUGUGGAGCUGCAUUCUUUCUUGCUGGAUGAUGGCCAGCUUUUAUUCAGCAAAAGGGGCUUUGGAAAAGCCGGAAAGAUAAAGUCCGCGGCUGUAAAAGGGAAGAAGAUUACUGGUGGUGGGAAAAGUAAAGGCGGGGAAAACCCUAGUUUGGGUGUAGCAACUUCGCAAAUUGUGGUUGAGAAGAAUGCUUCCUUGACGUCGUGUUUAUCAUCCAAGGAGAAGGAUACAAUCGUUGUUGAUGUUCAAGAACCCAAGGGAACUCAGACUGUGGAGGAGGCUGCACCGCCACAUGAGGUUUUUCCGCAGGGUGUUACUAAGCAUGUUGCGACUCUGCAGGGUGCGACUUUGCAUCUUGCGACUCCAGAAGUAGUGACUUCGCUGGCUAAGGACAACCGAUUCUCAGUUCUUGCGUUUACAAAGGUGGAGGAUGAGAAGGAAUCUGACGUAAAUGAUGUUGAAAUUGGGGAAAUUCCGCAGGUGGAAAUUCCACAAGCCGCGACUACGUUGGUGGAGACUCCGCAGGAUGUGACUGUACCGAUAGCAACUCCGGCACUUGUGAUUUCACCGGCUAAAGACAAUCGAUUCUCUGUUCUUACCUCCAUUACAGAGGUUGAGAAUGAAAAGGAAUCAGCAGAAGAUGAUGUCGAGAAUAUGUUUACGGAAGAAUCUCCGAGUGGGAAGAAUAAGGAAGACGAUGUUGCGAUAAUUGAGGCUGAAACCCUAGCUCUACCCAUUCAAAUUCGAAACCCGUCUCAGAUUGAAAUGCAUUUAGAUGACAGUUGUAUUGGAAGGCGAAGUGAGUCUAAUGAAGUCUUGGUUUCUGAGAAUAGUGAUGAUGAUCGAUGGUUUGAUGGAGAUAGAUGUGAUCUUGAGGAAGAUGAUGCAGCGCAAGGGAAUGCAUCUGUUUCCAAAAAAAGAGGUCGCAAAAAGAAGUAG
This is a messenger RNA of Oldenlandia corymbosa var. corymbosa, 1050 nucleotides long. Lineage: Eukaryota; Viridiplantae; Streptophyta; Magnoliopsida; Gentianales; Rubiaceae. The record is from the annotation of a GenBank genome assembly.